AUGGCGGAUACUUCUGGGACUUUGAAAAGUAUAGAACGACUGAAACGUGAGAAAAGAAAUGCAAAGACAAGGCUUACAAGAGAAAGAAACAAAUUAUACGAGCUCCUAUCAACAACAAAAGCAAGUAAGAACACAAUUAGACGAUAUAUUAGUAAAAUCAAAUCAGAAUUUCUUAUAAUAGAAAAAUUACUAAACAAAUUGAAAGAAAUGUUUAUAUUCGAGAGCAUACCAGAAUCGGAAACAGAGGUAGAAAAAAUAGAAAGAGAAAUUGAUGAAAUAGGCAAUCAGGUGGAUGUCAUUAUAGAAGCUGCGGAAACGCAUUUAAAAGAAAGAUUGGAAGGGGGCGAAUUGGAAUCAAUAGCUCCAUCAGGCUCAACCCAUUCCGAGUAUGAAAUACAACAAUCAGAGAUAGAGGCAGCAAACAAAAGAGUCUUAACAUUACAAACAGAGGAAAACCAAAAAGAGGAAGAGCUUCAUAGGAAAGCUGUAGAACUUGAACUUGCAAAACAAAGAACAGAUGAGGCACGUAAGAUUGUUUGUAUUAUUGAUGCUAGUUCUCAUAAUACCACCCCCAAAACAGCACAUGACUCUGAUGAAACAUGUUCCCACAGUCAAUUACCACAACAGGUACCAGGUCCUAGUACCCCCUGA
Molecule: messenger RNA, 651 nt
Organism: Paramuricea clavata
Lineage: Eukaryota; Metazoa; Cnidaria; Anthozoa; Malacalcyonacea; Plexauridae
Source: the annotation of a GenBank genome assembly